Podospora pseudocomata is the source of this 351-nucleotide messenger RNA. RefSeq lists its product as uncharacterized. The record is from RefSeq and is a predicted model, not a curated record. The transcript has a single exon. Lineage: Eukaryota; Fungi; Ascomycota; Sordariomycetes; Sordariales; Podosporaceae. The coding region runs from base 1 to 351 and encodes 116 amino acids.
AUGACUCUUGACCAUCUCACCCUUCGACCCGUCAUUCCUUUGGCCCUAUACCAAUCAAAAGAGGACAAAAAGCAGCCGGAAAAGCCCCACACACUUGCGGACUUGGUGGCUGAGAGUGAGCCCUUGCCAGUGAGCACUCUUCAGAGGAUACCCACCCCUCUUCUCCCUCGCCCCAUCGGUACGUCCAGGAUUUCGACAUUACGGCUGCCUCCGGGCUUCGAGCACUUAUUCUCGACAGAGGCAGCGGAUAAGCGCUAUGCCGACCAGAUCACAUCUGGCGGCACCGCUGGCGAGCGCGCUUCAAAAUCCCAGAAAAAACGCGCAAAAUUUCGCACUCGAAUUUUGCUUUAG